Messenger RNA from Fusarium falciforme, 1116 nucleotides. RefSeq lists its product as hypothetical. Bases 1 to 1116 code for a protein of 371 amino acids. The record is from RefSeq and is a predicted model, not a curated record. The transcript has 9 exons. NCBI's taxonomy places the organism in Eukaryota, Fungi, Ascomycota, Sordariomycetes, Hypocreales, Nectriaceae. Gene Ontology annotation, molecular function: methyltransferase activity.
AUGGCCGAUCAAGACACCGAACUAUCCACCGAACGACCCCAAACUUCCACGACGCGUUUCAGUACAAGCUCUCGCUCUCCAUCUUUUGGUGAGGCUAUCGAGAAACCCCCAGCAUUGUCGCCGGAUGAGACUCAGGCCGAGAGCUCCGGAUCGCCACUUGACGAAGAAAAUCCACCCCUCGGCUCACCACACGAGCGAAACUUGACCGAUGAUGAUGAUUCGACAUAUGAGGAGGAUGCCGAAUCGACCGAAUCGUUGCAAGACGAACAUGUAAUGUAUAUCAACAAGCGAAUAUAUACUACGUUUGUCCCCGAUGUCUAUUCUUGGACGCCGACUGAUGAUUGUGUCAUCGACGUGAUGGAUUUAAUCAAUGCCAUUAGUACGGAGUUGUUUGAUGGCGAACUUUGUCAAGCACCUGUAAUGAACAAGACCCAGAGAGUUCUUGACGUUGGAACUGGAACAGGAAUCUGGGCUAUCAAUUUCGCCGACUCGAACCCCGAGGCCGAAGUGUUCGGUUCUGACAUUUCUUGUAUCCAGCCAGGCUGGGUGCCUCCCAAUCUGAGCUUCGUGAUCGAGAAUUUUAAUCAAAGCUGGACUUGGAAAGAGGACCAUUUCGAUUACGUCCAUCUAAGGAACCUGACAGGUAAUGUCCACGAUUGGUCACAUCUCUUUCGUCAAGCUUUCCAAUGCCUCGGACCAAACGGAUAUCUCGAGAGUCAUGAGCAGUCACUUUGCUUUCACCGCGAAGAUCCAUUUCCGUAUGAUGCAGACUUGGAGGAUUCGAUCAAGGCCAUAGAGAGUUGGAAUUCGAUCUUUAGGAGCAUGGAACAUGAACAUGAACUUCACCGCUCUUUCACCGUUGCGGACGACGAGACCCAGAAGGAGGCGAUGAGCAAGGCCGGCUUUGUGGAUUUGAAGAGGUACUAUAAGCAGAUACCUAUCGGGAAUUGGGCUAAAGAUGGUAUGCUCAAGGAGAUUGGUAUGUUCCAACUAGCCGCUUUGCUUGGAGAUCUCGAGGGUUUACUCAACUACCCGGCUACGGAAUUGGGUUGGAGCUUCGAGGAGAUUGUGCUCUUGCUCAUGGGCAGCGGCAUCGUGCACGAGGCGGAAUUCUGA